Malania oleifera is the source of this 723-nucleotide messenger RNA. RefSeq names its product protein AGENET DOMAIN (AGD)-CONTAINING P1. Lineage: Eukaryota; Viridiplantae; Streptophyta; Magnoliopsida; Santalales; Ximeniaceae. Bases 139 to 552 code for a protein of 137 amino acids. The transcript is spliced from 2 exons. The record is from RefSeq and is a predicted model, not a curated record.
AUUUGUGACGCUUGCAGGCCACUCGCGACUCCCAAAGCUAUAAGAAAGCUGGAUUUCCCCUGUUCUUCGCUUGUUAUCUGUAUCGAGAACUCACAAAAUAUUAGUUGAUCGUUCCGAGAGGCAGGUAGGAGAUCGAUCAUGGAGAUUUCUGCGGGCAAAUAUGUCGAGGUUUGUGGGAAAGAAGAUGGCUUUUUGGGGUCUUACUUCGUGGCCAAGGUUAUGAGGAGGGUGGGCAAGAAGAAGUUGACGGUGGAGUACCUUACUCUGCUUUCGGACGGGGAAGCAGGGCAACCGCUGAGGGAAGUGGUUGACGCCGCCGACGUGAGGCCUUUGCCGCCCCAGAUUCCGGUGAUGGGUUUCGACGUUCUGGACAAGGUGGAUGCCUUCGACAACGAUGGGUGGUGGGUCGGAAGGGUCACGGGCAGAGAUUUUUCGACGUACUCGGUGUAUUUCGACAGCUCCGGCGACGAGAUUGCUUACCCAAUUUCCAGGCUGAGGCUUCAUCAGGAAUGGGAGAACGGGCGAUGGGUUCCUUCCCAGACCAAGGUUUAGAGCAGCAGUAUGCAGUAUUGAUAUGCCAUAAUCCUUGCAGUGAAAGAUUGAUCGCCUACCAUUUUUGUUUUCUGCUAAGAAAUGUUUCAGUGGUUAAAGUUUGAGAUGUUUUUGUUGUAAAUCUCAAAUUCCAAUAUCAAAUAAAAGAUAGGCUAUUUCCCCUUGUAGCAA